Messenger RNA from Cyphomyrmex costatus, 3841 nucleotides. RefSeq names its product Exchange factor for Arf 6 (gene Efa6). The transcript is spliced from 13 exons. The record is from RefSeq and is a predicted model, not a curated record. Lineage: Eukaryota; Metazoa; Arthropoda; Insecta; Hymenoptera; Formicidae. Gene Ontology annotation, molecular function: phospholipid binding; protein binding; guanyl-nucleotide exchange factor activity. Gene Ontology annotation, biological process: regulation of ARF protein signal transduction. Bases 19 to 3456 code for a protein of 1145 amino acids.
GAGGAUCAAUGUGCCGUGAUGGCUGAGGAGGAGCUGCUGGUCACCCUGUGCCGCGGCGACUCCGGCUCCGGCGGCUCUUUCGGCUUCUCGUUGCUCGGUGCCUCGGCGUCGGCGGGCCUGCCGGCCGCCCACGUCAUCUACGACAUCGUCGAAAACUCACCGGCGGCCAGGAGCGGCAAGGUCGAAGCUGGUGAUGUUAUACUCAGGGUGAACGAAGUUGAUGUUAAUCGAUUCAGUACGAAAGAAGUACUGAAAUGUCUACGACUGUCUUCAGAUCCCGUUACUCUGAAACUGCGAAGGGACCCUGCAGUAAAGGCUCAUGUUCGUCACCUUCUUUCUCCCGGACAACCUACGAAAGAUGAGAGCAUAGAAUCUUCAAAAGAUGUUUUGGUGAAUAAUCCCAAGAACAUUGUCGCUUCCGACAAUGUAGAGAAGAAGGAGCUCAAGAAGAUGCCGGUUACACCAGAAAUGUCUGCCAACUCACCAAUAUUGACAUCGAUGCCUACAACAACAACAAGGAGCAAUGGCUCGUGCAGCGAUGCGUCCAUUUCAUCGGAAUUAGAGGCACUCUUGCCACCUGUAGACCAUUUUAAAGAAGAGGAACGGACUCAAUGGGAGCCCUUAUCCGCCGAGAAAUUUUCACGACAGAAAAAUACACCCCGAUUCGAAGCGUAUAUGAUGACCGGCGACCUGAUGCUAAAUCUCUCCCGAACACAACAGAGCAGUAAUUUGCUGCCUAAGCAGCAUCAGCAGCGAAAGGUGGACUCCCUUAGGUACAAUCCCAAUCAUCAGCACAGCACUACCACUAUCACUACCACUAGUGCCCAUCAUAACCAUAAUCACCAUCAUCACCAUCACCAUCAUCAUCAUCAUCAUCAUAAUUCGGUACCCAGCAGUCCUAAUGAAACCCAACUGGCACAUCAACAUCAUCAUCAUCGAGGAAGUGUCUACAAAGCUUCCAGUUCGGCCAGUACAUCACCCGUAGGCGCUGCUAGACGUGACGGAGUGCAAAGCACUUCGGGAGUCCUUGUUCAAGUUGAUCCAGGCAAGAAUACUCCUUCAAGCUUCGGUUUCGUACGUACUUCGCGAUCGGAGGAUCAUCUGCAGUUUCAGAAAGAUCCUUCAAUGAGUGCCGUGGAUAUCGACAUUGAUGAUGAUGUCACUUCAAGUCUGAAUACACUAUUGGAUCCGCGGCCAGAAGGCCUAAUGCCAAACGAGCGAAUUGUCUGGACUUACAACGCGCCUGUCAGCUCACCAGCAGUUUCCUGUUGCCAAAACGGCGGUUCCUCAUCUUCGUCUUCGUCCUCAUCAUCCUCUUCGACGAGCCCUCAGCGUUCUCUGUCCCCUGCUUCCCCCACCUCCGUCUCGUCCUCCGUCAUGUCCUCCAACUCUGGUUCCCGUAGGUUCCCUCCGGUCCAAACUGUUCCCGGGGUUUCCAGCGCCCCGGGAGGUCAUCUCCCUGCUAAUGGCGAUUUCAGCCAGUCGGAGGCCAUCAGCAACAUGUCCAGUCCAGACUACAAUGAUGAAGAAACGAUGGAUAUUCUUAGCGCGAGGGAUAUUAUGAUGGUAAGCGAUCCCAGCGAUAGUGAUUCCACCAUUCUGGCGAGUGAACCACCGCAGAGAAGACUGAAGGCUAAUCCUCAGGAUGCUGGAGACCAUAGAAUAGUGAUUCAAGUAAAAGGGCCUGAUAAAGAAAUUCCAAGAAAUACGAGUCCCAGACAGGCGAGGAGAAGAGGAAAUCCCAUUGGAGACCUAGUGCCGCCUGCUGUAUCCCAAAAUUUGCAGAGAAAUCAAUCUGGAAUUCCAGGAGUUCCUGGAAUUAUUGCGGGAUCUGUAACACCCGAAUGUGUAGGUUAUCAGGAAUUGAAAGAGAGUGAAGAUGAAAGGGAGGCCUUAAUCGUUGGAAUGUGCGAUGAACAGAAAGGACAUGGAAGUGGCACGUCACCGCCGCAGUCAGCGGAUGAGGAAAGCGAUAUUGAAAGUUUGCACAGUUUUCAUUAUAGUCCAAAAGCAGUGGAUUUGCCUUCUGCAAUUCGAUUGGCCAAACGUCUCUAUUCCUUAGAUGGUUUCAAGAAAUCUGAUGUCUCUAGACAUCUAAGCAAAAACAACGACUUUAGCAAAGCCGUAGCAGAAGAGUAUCUACGCUAUUUCAACUUUGAACGAGACACAUUGGACAUGGCUCUCAGAAAAUUUCUCGCUCAAUUUUGUCUGACGGGAGAGACUCAAGAAAGAGAGAGAGUCUUAGUACAUUUCUCCAAAAGAUAUUUAGAUUGUAAUCCCGGUAGUUUCAAUUCUCAAGAUGCUGUUCAUACAUUGACUUGCGCGAUAAUGCUGCUUAAUACAGACUUGCAUGGUCAUAAUAUUGGUAGAAAGAUGUCAUGUUCAGAAUUCAUUGAGAAUUUAUCAGAGCUCAAUGAUGGCGACAAUUUUCCACGUGAAGUGCUCAAGCAGCUUUACAACGCCAUUAAAUCCUUUCCCCUCGAAUGGGCUUUGGAUGAAGAAGGGGAUGAAGCAACAAAUCAAGCGAUGCAGCAAGGGGAUGGUACGGUGGCAAUUGCCGGAACUGGAAAUCCAUUUCUUGAUGUGCCAAAUAUUACGGGCGCUACAGAGUUUAAAAAGGGUUACGUUAUGCGUAAAUGCUGUUAUGACUCCAAUGGCAAAAAAACUCCGUUCGGUAAACGUGGAUGGAAGAUGUACUAUUGUACAUUGCGCGAGCUUGUGCUAUACUUGCACAAAGAUGAACACGGUUUUCGUAACGACAGUUUGCACAAUGCUAUACGUAUUCAUCAUGCGUUAGCUACCAAGGCGACUGAUUACACAAAAAAGCAGCAUGUUUUUCGAUUGCAGACUGCCGAUCAGGCUGAGUAUCUCUUUCAGACAAGCGAUUCGAAGGAGCUGCAAUCGUGGAUCGAUACUAUCAAUUUCGUAUGCGCCAGCUUUUCGUGUCAGCCUCUUGCAGGCGCUGUUGGGUCUCAGCGCAAGUUCCAGCGUCCAUUGCUGCCAUGUAGUCACACCAAAUUAAAUUCUAGAGAACAGUUGCGGGACCAUGAAGACAGGAUUAACAGGUUAGAAACGGAUCUGGACGAGCAUAGACGACAUCCUCCGGAAAGAGGCGCUAAAGCUCUCACUGUACAAAAUUAUAAGGAAAAAGACGCAUAUUUACAUCACGAGCUGAAGCGGUAUAAAACAUAUGCCUAUCUUCUACGUUCCCGACUGGCGUUCAAUGAGAUGGAAUCAUCGCUUGUUGAAAGCAGCAUUGGCGAGGUGGAUGAAGGCACGAUGCUUGGACCUACUGGAACCGUAGGGAACGCGGAAGGAGCUCUAGUACCACCGCCGGUCCCCGAACGACCAGCCACAACUAAUAGGUACAGUUACCGGAUUGCCAUUCAUGGCGGCGGUGGUCGCAAGCUGAACGGUGGCAAUCAGGACUAUAAUGCCACCGGUGACGUUGGUUGACGCAAUGCUUAUGGCCUAUGCGGGCUAAUCUGACCCCGGUGCUGGUGUUGGUGCUGGUGAUGUUGAUGUUUAACGAUAGACAAGAGUGACGCAAACUAACAAUAUAUCCGACAGCACAUCACAUUACAGUGGUGUUAUUAAGUGUUAUAAAAUAUAAUUGAGAAUAAAAAUAUUAUCCUAUUCUAAUGUCGUGAGGUUGAACUGUAGCUGCAUCAAACUUUUUUUUCUUCGAUCGACCAGCUGGAGGAAAAGAAACUAAGCGUAUAGAGGGAGGAUCUCAAUGCAAAUACGGUUCUGUUUGCUAUAUCUGAAUUGGAUAGUAUUUUGCUCUUUGUUGUAUACUGUAUUCAGUGACGCAAUUAUUCGAUCAGAUAAUAUAUGUCAA